AUUGAUUCCACUUUACCAUCUUCAGGUAACCAUGUGCCUGGACGGUGCCAACGAGGAAGGACCCAGCAAGUUGCCGGUGGCCGCCACCCAAAGCCUGCUGGAGAAGAUCGUUCACGAGCAACUCGAAUCGGACGAUGUGGCCAUCACGCUGAGUGCCGGUUCCAACAAGGGUGACAACUAUAUUGGGAUUGUUUUUCGAGCAAGGGCCGAGUGCCGCAAGAGUGGCAAAGUUCUGCACAUAAUCGCCAAGCUGCCACCGAUUACCGAAGCCCGCCGGAACCAGUUCUUUGCAAGGCCCAGCUUCGAGCGGGAGAUCAGUUUCUACACCGAAAUCUACCCGAUGCUGGAACAGUUCCAACAGGAGCGCGGAAUCGAUCCGAAGGAUGGAAGGGAGGCGUUCAACCAGAUUCCCCAGUGUUUGGCCACCUGCUUGGAUGAGUUUGAGGAAGCCAUCUUCAUGCGGGACCUUAAGGAGGAAGGUUUCAGCAUGGUUGAUCGGCACUCGAUUCCCACCAUUCAGCAUUUCCGGAUGGUUGUCAAGGGUUUGGCACGAUUGCAUGCGCUUUCCUUUGGUUUGAAGGAUCAACAUCCGGAAAGGAUUGAACCGUACAAGAGCAUGGUGGAGCUGUUCACCACCCGAGAUUGGGACGAUUCGAUGGAACAGUGGUUCAAGAUGCUUAUCGAUCGUGCAAUGGGGACCCUGGAUAAGGAUAAGGAACCGGAGGUUUUCGAGAAGGUUCAGAAGGCAUUGGACGGCAAAUUUAUCGAUCUCGUAGUCGAUAUGACUAAGGGCGAGCACGCGGAACCGUAUGCUGUUAUCUGUCAUGGAGAUUGUUGGAACAACAAUAUCAUGUUUAAACACGAGAACAACACUCCUACGAAAUUAUGCCUUCUGGAUUGGCAAAUCUGUCGAUACGCAUCGCCGGUGUUGGAUCUGAUGUAUUUCCUGUUCACCGCUUCGGACAAGGCAAUCCGGGACAAGCACUACCAGGAGCUGAUCGAUCUUUAUCAUGAAACCCUAUCGGAAUUCCUAAUCCGGUUGGGAUCCGACCCGGAAAAACUGUUCCCCCGAUCGGCUCUCGAUGCUCAGCUGCAGCGAUUCGGUCGGUUUGGAUUGCUGAUGGCCGUCAUGUUGCUACCGAUUACCACGACCAAGAGUGAGGAUGUGCCCGAUUUGGAAGAGAUGGCCCAGAAGCUGGAAAACGGUUUCGACGUUGCCGACGAGGUCGACAGCUUCCGUUCCGAGGAUACCGAGGCGGUGUAUCGGCAGAAAAUGGGCGACUGCUGCCGGGAUAUCGUUCGCUUGGGAUACAUUUAGAGUUUGAAAUCGACACCCGACCCGCAACGGAUCAGUAUUGCGCGAAUUUUACCAAAUACAGUUAUCUACACACAAGAGUUUACAUAAAACUGGAACGAUUGUACAUUCAAAAUGUUAACCUCAAAUAUCGAAAAUAUAUUUUUCAUACAUUA
Messenger RNA from Uranotaenia lowii, 1470 nucleotides. RefSeq lists its product as uncharacterized. The transcript has 2 exons. The record is from RefSeq and is a predicted model, not a curated record. Lineage: Eukaryota; Metazoa; Arthropoda; Insecta; Diptera; Culicidae. The coding region runs from base 32 to 1318 and encodes 428 amino acids.